AUGACGGAUUCCAAUUGGACACUAGGUACUGGAAUGAUCAUUGACGGCAACAUCACUCUACCCAUUGACACAUUGCUGGAUCUUUUUGGAUCUGAGUAUGGAAGUUACAUGAGCCCGUACGGUGCUCCUUAUAUGCAAAGAGCACUGCCACCGUCGAACCUUGAUACACCGGCUUCAGAUCCAUCAUGGCCUUACAACUACCAUGUUUACAAAGUUGAGAAGUCCUUUAAUUGUCUAGCUGGGCUAAUCGCGCUAUGGUUUGGACAGCUAGGACAAGGUGUGCAUUACUACAUGUCGACCAAUGUUUUGGGGUUGAUAGUUGGCGGAUACUUGUCAAGGGUUACUCUUAGCUAG
Molecule: messenger RNA, 354 nt
Organism: Mollisia scopiformis
Lineage: Eukaryota; Fungi; Ascomycota; Leotiomycetes; Helotiales; Mollisiaceae
Exons: 2
Coding region: 1-354 (117 amino acids)
Source: RefSeq, a predicted model, not a curated record